Drosophila bipectinata is the source of this 1771-nucleotide messenger RNA. RefSeq names its product Trimethylguanosine synthase 1 (gene Tgs1). The record is from RefSeq and is a predicted model, not a curated record. NCBI's taxonomy places the organism in Eukaryota, Metazoa, Arthropoda, Insecta, Diptera, Drosophilidae. Gene Ontology annotation, biological process: 7-methylguanosine cap hypermethylation; 7-methylguanosine RNA capping. Gene Ontology annotation, cellular component: nucleus. Gene Ontology annotation, molecular function: RNA cap trimethylguanosine synthase activity.
AUGAACUCGCAUUACCUAACGUCUUCGCGUACCAAUCCGGUAUUUUACUUAUUCAGGCAAACCUUUAGCGAGAAUUUUGAUUGGCAGAAUUACGACUUGGAAGCUGUUCACCAGACUGCCUGGCAGGAGUUUUGGGAACUCGAGGGUCACCAACUACUCGAGCAUAAGUGGCACAAACGAUUUCCCGAAUACAGGGAACAAAGCGAAUCUUUUAAUUCAGAAGAGCAGGCUCUUUGGCUUGAAUUGUGGGAAAAACACGUAAAUAAUUUAACCGCCAAAUUUUGGCACAUUCUUUCCUGUGCUUCUGAAAACUAUCGGAACGAUUUGGAGAAAUCUUUCGGACAGGAAGAAACUAUAGAGGACAUUAAGGAAUGUUUUGAAGACUUAAACUUUUCGAAAAAAGAAAGAAAAAAAAAAAAAAAAACAUCUAAGAAAUUUGCGGAAAAAACAGAGGAGGAAUCCUUUUUAGGCGAUAACGAAAUUUCUUUAGAUUUUAACGAGAAGGAACAGUUAAGGUUAUUGGGUUUGCCUACAUCCUUUGGCUCGCAGGGGAAACAAAAUUUAAAAAAACUAAGAAAUCUUACCGAUUCUAGCAGUAACUCGGAAGACGAAGACGAUCUAAUCAUGGAAAACGAAAGCACCAACCAACUUCAUGGUGUGCAGAAAGGUUUCAUAUCAAAGAAGAACCAGCGCAAGCUAAAUAAAGUAAAAAUUCUGGCGGCUAAAAUGCCCGAAUUUAUGCGGGACGAAAACAACCGAAAAAUGAUUAAAUACUGGAUGAAAAGAUUCUCUUUGUUUUCACGUUUUGACCAAGGGAUUCAACUGGAUCGUGAGAGCUGGUUCUCGGUGACUCCUGAAAAAAUUGCAAGGCAAACUUCUCGACGACUGGCCUGUGAUCUAAUUGUAGACGCCUUCUGUGGAUGCGGUGGAAAUGCCAUACAGUUCGCUAACACUUGCGGACGGGUGAUUGCUAUUGACAUCGACGCGAAAAAGUUGGCGAUGGCUAAGCACAAUGCUUCUAUCUACGGCGUUUCCCACAAGAUAGAGUUUAUUCAUGCGGAUUUCCUGCAGUUCGCCGUCGGUACAAAGUUACGCCCAGAUAUCGUGUUUCUUAGUCCUCCUUGGGGAGGUCCUGAUUAUCAAAAACAGAGCACCUUCGACAUUGAACAAAAUUUGCUUCCCGUGGGAGCCUCCCACUUGAUGAAACUUUCCCGAAAUCUUUCCAGCAAAGUAGGAUUUUUUUUGCCUCGUAAUUCGAAUAUGACACAGGUAAUUGCUUUAAGUGGACCUGGCCAGCAGUGCGAGGUGGAGCAUAAUUAUCUAGACACGCGAAUGGUAGCUCUUACGGCAUACUAUGGUGAAGGAUUGGUAAAAGCCAACUAGAAGAUUUGUUAAACUUAGAUAAGUAAAAUUUUUUUUUUUUUAAAUUACCUUUGAAGCCAUUUAUAUUUAUAUUAAAUAAAGUGCAGUAACUAAAGCAAGUAUGUUUUUUUUUUUGCUUAAUAUUUUAUAAACACAUUUAAAUUGAUUAGCCCUUCAAACAGAACAUAAGAAACUUAUGUAAAAUGAGAAAAAAAAUAAAUGUUUAUUUUGUUGAAACUUAUAAACACAUAAUUAUGAAUUAAGUAAUAGUUAAGUAAUAUAUUUGUUUGUAUCAGAGGUAUGCAUAAAAAUACAUAUUUAUGUCGCCAAAGGUUUGUUUUUGUUACUUGUUCCACAAGUAGAUAAAAGUUGACUAAUGAAUAAAGUCGCCACAUACAUAUGUAACAUA